This is a messenger RNA of Fibroporia radiculosa, 903 nucleotides long. RefSeq lists its product as uncharacterized. Bases 1 to 903 code for a protein of 300 amino acids. The record is from RefSeq and is a predicted model, not a curated record. The transcript is spliced from 2 exons. Lineage: Eukaryota; Fungi; Basidiomycota; Agaricomycetes; Polyporales; Fibroporiaceae.
AUGACUACCCUUCCUCUUCGUAUCAACCUUUCUGGGGGUGGAGGCUCACAGCCCAUUGGACAACAGAACCCUAUCUUUGAUAUUCUCAACGAUUACCUGCAGCCUUCCAGUAUCUUGUCAUUGAAAGAGGCUACCGAGAAAUUGGAUCGAUGCUGUCCCCUCCGCCGUCCAGAUCGUGAUAGUGCAAAGGAGCGGAGCGAGCAGGAAGCUGAAGUGGAGAGGUUUUUAUGGGGAAUGUGGGAGCAUAUCCUAAUAGUAGCGACACAAGUCCCCUAUAGACAUCCUUCCCAAGACAAGCUCGCUGGUCUCAUCUCGUCACUGAAAAAUAUUCCCUCCGACACUGUAGUGAAAUUGUGGGGAACAAACAUGAGGAUAUGGCAGGAUCUACCUAUGUUAGGGCCUAAUAUGAGAGAAGAUCUAGACGUGUUCAAUCCUAAAUCGCAUGAGGGGGAUGCUCAAGCACAGGAACGAUGGCAAAGCUAUAACGCAUUCGUGGCUCGUCUUUUCCGUGAUCGGACAUUUGACACACCCCUGUAUGCCUUAUGGAUGUUACGCGAUAUCCUUGAGGAUAUCGGGACGCGUCAGGACCCCAUUUCCCUGGACGCUGGGCUUCCUGUUGCCGCAGAAUGGAUCUUCGUUGCAGGUUCCAUUUUAUACGACUUCUGUCAUAGUCCAGACAAACAUGAGCCAAUCACCCACGACAUAGCACGCGCAGCUUGUGGAGGUCGCAACUACCAUGGGCCGCCGGGACUGUCGCUGGAACGUUGGCAGUUCUGGAAAGAGCGGUUUGCCUACAUUCAAAUCCAUGAACCGGUCGAGGAGGAGACGAAACAUUUGGCGAGGGAAGCAGUGGAGGCGAUGAAAAAAAUUGAGCGCAGGCAAAAAUCAGGCUACAAAGGGUGA